GCAGAGAGGGCUGGCCACCAUGCACAGCUCCUGCAGCUCGUGGGUGAUGCUGCCUCCGCAGCCGCUGCUCCUGCUGCUGCUGCUGCUGCUGCUGACUGCCGCUGGACCCACCUCAGCCCUCACAGAGGAUGAGCAGCAGAACAUGGUGGGGCUUCACAACUACUACCGUGCCCGGGUGUCCCCACCAGCCUCAGACAUGCUGCAGAUGAGGUGGGACGACGAGCUGGCCGCCUUCGCCAAGGCCUACGCUCAGAAGUGUGUGUGGGGCCACAACAAAGAGCGCGGGCGGCGCGGAGAGAACUUGUUUGCCAUCACGGGCGAGGGCAUGGACGUGCCGCUGGCCGUGGGGAACUGGCACGAAGAGCACGAGCAUUACAACCUCAGCACGGCCACCUGCGACCCGGGCCAGAUGUGCGGCCACUACACUCAGGUAGUGUGGAGCAAGACUGAGAGGAUCGGCUGUGGGUCCCACUUCUGUGAGACGCUCCAGGGAGUGGAAGAAGCUAACAUCCAUUUGCUCGUAUGCAACUAUGAGCCCCCGGGGAACGUGAAGGGCCGUAAGCCCUACCAGGAGGGGACUCCCUGCUCCCAGUGCCCUCUUGGCUACAGCUGCGAGAACUCUCUCUGUGAGCCCAUGAGAAACCUGGAAAAGGCGCAGGAUUCGCCUCCAAGGGUGACCGAGGUCCUUUCCACCCGGGCAACUGAAACCCCAGGCUCCAGGGAAACCGCUACUUCAUCCCUAGCAACCUCUGAGACUCUACAUUUCUCCUCGGUAACAAAGGUCUCGGACUCCCUGGCAACCGAGUCCUCACCUGCGGUAGAAACAAAGGCCCCAUCUUCCUUAGCAACCGAAGGCCCCUCCUCCAUGGCAACAGAGGCUCAGUCUUUUCUAACUGAGGUCCCCUCGGUUUCUGCAACGCACAUGCAACCCUCACUGGAUGAAGGGCCAGUUAACUUCCUCACAUCAACUCAUAGCCCCAUCCCCAAAUCUACGGACAAAGAAGCCAGCAAGUCGAGCGCAACCUCUGUGAGCCCAGAGAAAUCUCUGCACUCCAAGAUGUCCCUGACAGAGACAGGAGAGUCCCUACCCCAAACCCAGGAGGAGGCUGAGCCUGAGGCCGAGUCGCCCGAGGCAGAGGCCGAGCUGCCUGAGGCCGAGUUGGUUGUUUCCAGUGAGGCUCUGGUCCCAGUUCUUCCAGCACAGGAGCACGACGGGCAGGCCUCACUGGAACACUCGGACGGCCCUGCCUCCACAUCCCUACCCAACUUGCCUAGUGCCUCGGGUAAUGCCACAGGUGGGCGCACCCUGGCCCUACAAUCAUCCUGGACAGGUGCAGAGGACCCUGAAAAGGCCGACUGGGAUUUGAAGAAUUCUGCUCAUGUGUGGGGCCCUUUCCUUGGACUGCUGCUGCCUCCCCUGCUGUUGGCUGGCAUAUUCUGAGGGGGGAGGGGGACGCCCGAAGGCCUGGUGAGGAGACUGGCCUCAUGCCCAUUCUGGAUUCUUUUUCCAAGUUAGAAGUCAGAGCUUCUGGAGCAGGUCAUGCUUUCCCUGUGCAUGACACAAUACCCGCCCCCCCUCCCCCCCGUGCUUCUUCCUCGAGGGUGGGGGUGGGGUGCUGCCCUUGAUCAGCUGCAAGCUGUUCUGAGCUGUGUUCUAGUGACCAUUAGUUUCUUAAGGACAGAGGAUCUUAGCCCCUGAACUCUUUCUUGAGCCAUCUGAGUCGAGGAAUAUCUGAAGUGCCUACUGCCUUCCCAAAGAGAAGAGGUCAGCUGUGGGGUCCUGCUAUCCUGUCCCUGCCUGGCUAAAGCCCCUCUGGAAGGGAAAGGCUGUGGGGUCCAGGUCAUCAGUAACUGCACACCAGGGCCCUUCCUGCCCCUCGCAGUGGAGUUCUCCAGAGGACACGAUUGGAUUGAUUCUGAGGAUACUUGUCUGCUCCACAGAGUGGGGUUGGGGGGUGCUGUCUGCCUGCAGGCUCUAGGGCUCCCCAUCUCUGAGUGCCCAUGUGGCUUGGACAGCAGACCCUUGGGGAAGAUAAAGAACAAGCCCCAACCAAGUGGGGUUCUGUGGGUGGGGAGAUAGGGAGCAGGAAGACAGCCUUGACUCCUGAAUAAAACCUGUCUGAGAGCCCUG
This is a messenger RNA of Arvicanthis niloticus (Nile rat), 2131 nucleotides long. It is a transcript of the gene Pi16, whose product is annotated as peptidase inhibitor 16. The record is from RefSeq and is a predicted model, not a curated record. Gene Ontology annotation, cellular component: extracellular region. NCBI's taxonomy places the organism in Eukaryota, Metazoa, Chordata, Mammalia, Rodentia, Muridae.